Molecule: messenger RNA, 1333 nt
Organism: Phaedon cochleariae (mustard beetle)
Lineage: Eukaryota; Metazoa; Arthropoda; Insecta; Coleoptera; Chrysomelidae
Source: the annotation of a GenBank genome assembly
AUGGGUACUACUGAACAAUGCAAUGCAAUGGACAAUCACCAGUUUAUUACUCCUAUGAAAUUGGUUCGAAAUAUGGAUGAUAUGCUCCAAUGGGACAAAUCUGAAGCACAUUUUGAAUAUUUGGGCUUCAUUUAUGCUGUGAAUGAUGCUGUUAAAGGAAAAAGUAAUGCACAAGGAGGAACAAAUGUUUCAGAAGGGAUAAACAAAGUUUUACAGCUUUUAGAUCAGUUGAGCCAGUGGGUUGAUGAUAUUCCAGCCAUACAACAGCCCCAAAGAUUUGGUAAUAUAGCUUUCAGGGAAUGGUACAACAAACUCAAAUCUGAAGCAAUACCCUUGCUUCACCAAGUUCUUCCAGAAAAUUUACACAGAGGAGUCCCAGAAAUCAUGAUAUACUUGGUGGAAGGUUUUGGAAACUCAACCCGUAUUGAUUAUGGGACAGGACAUGAGCUAUCUUUUGUUAUGUUCCUGUGUGCUUUAUUCAAAAUUGGAUAUUUGAAAGAGGAAGAUAUGCCAGCAACUGCUUGUAAAGUCUUUGUGAAAUAUUUAGAAUUAGCAAGAAAACUUCAAGUGACUUAUCGUAUGGAGCCAGCCGGCAGUCAUGGAGUUUGGAGUUUGGAUGACUAUCAAUUUGUGCCAUUCAUUUGGGGAAGUGCACAGUUCAUAGGCAAUCCAAAAUUUGAGCCCACAUCUUUCCUGAAAGACAGCAUAGUGAAUGCAUAUGCACAUGAUUACAUGUUCUUGGCCUGCAUUCAGUACAUCAAUCAAGUCAAGACAGGCCCAUUUGCAGAACAUUCAAAUCAAUUGUGGAGUGUCAGUGGAGUGUCUGGUUGGUCGAAAAUCAACGGGGGCUUGAUCAAAAUGUACAAGGGAGAGGUUCUCAGCAAAUUCCCUCUCGUCCAACACAUUUAUUUCGGGUCAUUGUUCACCCUGAAGUCAUGCGAACUCGGUGCUAGCACCCGCAGGCCCCGUUUAAGCGGGACGGCGCCCCCCAACAUCUUGGCCCCCCCAUCCGGCAAACCGGGCAGCGCCAGCGAAUUCAAGCAACCCGCCUCCAGUACUAAGGCCCUAGCGGAGGAGAAUUCCAUAACAGAGGACAAUUAAGCUCUUUUCUACCAUCAACGAGAGAGUGCCUCUUCCUCUUCAAUUCUACCAAUGUGGCCGCAUUGAUAGAGAGGUCCGAUAAAUAUUUCCUUGUCUAACAUCUACUUUGUGCCACUGAACUAUUUUUCAAUUCAACAGAGUGUCAAAUUUAACGAUAUUAGAGAGUUGAAGUGUUGUCAUGAACGUUAACGUAAACGUAGAAAUUGACAGCUACGCAUGCUCAUUUUCCAAU